AUGUUGACCACGAGGACAACCAGGUGCAAAUUGUGUCUGGAGCCAGAUCGUGUAGGUGCGCUAAGGAGACCAGGAGCUUUGUCCAGAAACCCCCCUUGGCUCAACCUGGAUGGUGAGAAAAACACAUGUGGGGACGCGCAGAAGAUGGCAGGUUUUCCUGGCCUCUUUCCUGCUAGUGUUCCACCCGCUCUCCUUCUCUGGGUGUCCAUGUGGGGCUCCCCAGCGUCCGGGUUUUCUGUGAUGGGACCAGCUCAGCCCAUCAAGGUCCCACUAGGGACAGAUGCCACUCUGCCCUGCCAGUUGUCCCCCGAGCAGAGUGCAGCCCAUAUGCAGAUCCGGUGGUACCGAGCCCAGCUCUCCCCAGCAGUGCUCCUGUACCAGAAUGGGCAGGAACAAGACGGGGAGCAAAUGCUGGAGUACCGUGGUAGGACAGAGUUGGUGGAGGACUCCAUCGGCAGAGGGGCUGUGGCCCUGCUGAUCCAACAUGUCCGUGCGUCUGAUAAUGGCCAGUAUUGGUGUCAUUUUAAUGAUGGUCACAUCUCCCAGGAAGCCGUUGUGGAGCUGCACGUGAUAGGCUUGGGCUCUGCCCCUCACGUUCGCAUGAUGGGGCCUGAGGAUAACGGGAUCCAAGUUCUGUGCUCCUCAGGUGGCUGGUUCCCUAAACCCAGGGUGCAGUGGAGCGACACGGCAGGAGAGAAACUACUAUCCCUCUCUGAAUCUCAGAGUCAAGAUGGAGAUGGGCUGUUCCAUGUGGAGGCAUCUCUUGUGGUCAAGGACAGCUCUCUGGGCAAUGUGACCUGCUCUAUCCAGAACCCUGUCUCUGGCCAGGAGAAAGCAUCUGCUAUCUUCCUUCCAGAGCCCUUCUUCCCCAGAACGUCUCCAUGGAAGACAGCCCUGGCUGGGACACUCCCGGUGCUGGUGCUUCUCCUCAUUGGGAUCAGCUACACUGGCUGGAGACAACAUAAAGCCAAAAACAGAGAAGCAGAGAAAAGGAAGGAAGCAUCUCAGGAAAGAGACAAGGUGGCGAAAGAAAAGGAAGAGGCACAUUCAGCCAAAAGUAAAUCGGGCAGCAAGUCAAAUCAGAGGUUCCUGGAAAAGCUGCAGAUACUGUGUGUGCAGGACUGGAAGAAGGCCUUGAUAUAUCCUGACUGGAGGAAGGAACAGUUUGAACAUGUUCUUGUGAGUGUCAAUCAUGAAAAUGUUCAUCAGAACAAUUCUGACUUCACAAAGGAACCUCAGGCAGUAUUAUGUAAUAGGCAAAGAGGUGGCAAUCUUCUCAAACUUGAUCAGAAAGGAUUCACCAAGGGGAGACAUUACUGGGAGGUGGACCUUGAGGACACUGAUGAAUGGACUCUAGGCAUUUAUGACGAGCCCACAGAGAAGAGUGAUCUAGAGAAGAUGAAGUUCAACGUCUUAGAGAAGAAGGGAUGUGAAUACAGGGCUCUCACUUGUUCUUGCCAAAGCAUUUCCCAGGAAGAGUCUCUCCUGAUUGAAAAGUGUCCACAAAAGAUUGUGAUAUUCUUGGAUUAUGAGGAUAGUAACAUUUCUUUCUAUAACAUGAUUGAUGGAACCCACAUCUUCUCCUUCAACCAGGCCAACAUCUCUGGGUCAGUCUAUCCUUACUUCAAACUGAAAUCCAUGGAGUUCUCCCCAUCUGCAUGA
This is a messenger RNA of Rangifer tarandus platyrhynchus (Svalbard reindeer), 1662 nucleotides long. The record is from the annotation of a GenBank genome assembly. NCBI's taxonomy places the organism in Eukaryota, Metazoa, Chordata, Mammalia, Artiodactyla, Cervidae.